AUGGCGCUCUCUAGCUCCCGCCGCCCUCUCCUCCUCCUCCCCCUCGUCCUCCUCCUCUCCCUUGUCGCCGCCAUGAUGGCGCUCACCUGCGCCACCUCCGAGGUCAUCGUGACCAGGUGCUGCUCCACCUCCGAGGUCAUAGUGACCAUGUGUUGCCCGCCGCCGACGCCCACCGUCAACGGCAGCUGCAGCCUCCUCUCGCUCGUCGACGCCCUCCCCUCGGCCGCCGCGCGGACGGGCUUCGCCUCUCUGUGGACCGGCGGCGCGAUCGUGCGCGGCUUCUGCUUCGGUGACACCGCGCCCGACCCGUGCCUCCGCUGCCUGUCCGACGCCAGCAGAAAGAUCACCGACCAGUGCGGCGACGCCAGCCGGCGCGCGGACUUCCUGAACGACGGCUGCUUCCUGGGCUACGCUGACACCAGCGCGUCCUCCGCCGGCACGGACGACGACAUUAGCGCGGGGAACUUCUCCGGGGACGCCGUCCCGCGCCUUGACGCCGCCGACGUGCAGAACCUCGUGGCCGUGGCGCAGUCCCUGUGCAUGCCGGACCGCGACGCGCCGGAGUGCGCCCGGUGCCUGCGGGAUUCGACGCUGCAGAUGGCCAGGAGCUGGGGGGCCACCACCGGCGCCGUGCAAGGAAGCGUGGCCGCGGUCCUCGGCCCCGACUGCUACCUCUGCUUCGAGAUAUCGGCACUGCCGCCGCCCGUAGCAGAGCAGAUCCGUGAGUAG
Molecule: messenger RNA, 729 nt
Organism: Triticum turgidum subsp. durum (durum wheat)
Lineage: Eukaryota; Viridiplantae; Streptophyta; Magnoliopsida; Poales; Poaceae
Source: the annotation of a GenBank genome assembly